Molecule: messenger RNA, 3758 nt
Organism: Daphnia pulicaria
Lineage: Eukaryota; Metazoa; Arthropoda; Branchiopoda; Diplostraca; Daphniidae
Product: FYVE and coiled-coil domain-containing protein 1-like
Exons: 13
Coding region: 152-3601 (1149 amino acids)
Biological process (GO): plus-end-directed vesicle transport along microtubule; positive regulation of autophagosome maturation
Cellular component (GO): autophagosome; lysosome; late endosome
Molecular function (GO): metal ion binding
Source: RefSeq, a predicted model, not a curated record
GACUCUGUUAGAUGACGAAAAUAUUCGAACCAAAAUAGAAGUUCCAAUGUGUGAAUUUCGUUGUUGGCGCCGAACCUCGUGCCGGCUCAAAUGAGCAGCCUAAUUUUAAUCUGAAGAACUGAUUCGCUAUUUUAUUUAAAUUUUUAUUGCCAUGGCAAGUCGAGUCCGAGAUAAUAAUGAAGUGUUCAAAUCUAGCAUUGAGAAAAACCUCUCUGCACUAUUUGAUUGUGUGAAGGGUCUGAAAACCAAUUUUGAUGAUACACAAUUUCCAAUUGAUGAUGACAACAUCAUGCUUCAUCGACUUGGUGACAGAUUGGAAUUUUUGCUUUGUGUUGGACUGAGACAAAGUUCUGGAGUAUUUAGCCGAUCAAAAAGCCCUUGGCAUUACAUCAAUUCCUGCCUUAGCAAGUUAAAAAAUAAUCAUGAUGGAAUACGUUUUGUCAGGGGAUUGUCUGAGCUAAAAACUCCCACAGGGAAACUCCGUUCUUUCCUGAGAUUUUGCCUUGUGCACCAGUGUCUGGCGGACACUUUACAACAAUGCACACUUUGUGAAGAUGUGACCAGUGAAUAUUACAGUGCAAAUUCUCUUUUUUCCAAACAGACUUGGAAAUCAAGUUUUAUUUCAUCCCUCUACGAACUCAAUGACAUUCAGUACGACCUCGCACCAACUGGUUACGACUUGGAUGUCGGUUGGCCCACUUUUGCUCGCAAACAGUUUGGCAGUUUCAAUUGGAGCAGACAGCAGCGAUCCUCUUCGAGGUUAUCUCUCAGUCUACUCUCCGAAUCUCAGAGUGUCAAUAGCUUUCGUAGUGAGUUGACUUCUCCUCUUUCCACUGGGCCAUUGAAUUCGACCAUGGCCAGCAGCGUUCAGUCCAACAGUCCGUCGCCGCCGCCACCGGAUGCGCACGAAAUGGAUCGGCUCAUUGCGACCAUUCGGCAGAUCACCGAAGAUAAAGAAGAAUUACAAAUACAAUUGGAUUCACUUUCCAGACAGUUGGGAGAGGAACGGGAAAAUGGGAAGAAGGAUCGUGAGCAAAUGGAGGAGGAGCGACGCCAGUACCAGGAGAAUUCAGCAGAGAUGGAUCGUCGUUUGGAGCUGACCCAGAAACAGGUGAGCCCCCAAACCCUUGAGAGUUUGCGACAAGCGGAAGCGCUGGGCAGGAAAAUGUUGGCCGUCCGUGAUGGAGAAGUUGAACUGCUCAAGGCUCAACUGGUCUCCACCGAGGCUAAAGUGGACGCGUUAAAAGAGCGACAAGAAUUGCAAAAGGUGGUAAUAAUGGGUGAGGUUCGUAAGAUGGCAAAUCAAUUGGCCGCCACUGAAUUUCAGCUCAAGAAAUGGAAGGAACUGGCCACAAAUUGGUCACAAAUGGAACACGCUGACGACGUUAAACUAGAAUCGAUCAAGGAGUUGGACGGAGCUGAAGAGCUGGGCAAGAAGUUGAAGGAAUUGUUUAGUUCCCAGCAAACGGCCAUCAAGGAGUUGGAGUCCAUCAAAGAAGCCAACAUGUCGUUAGCUAGGGCCUUGGCGCAACACGACCAUCAACUGUCGACUGUAACCAACCAGCUGGAUCAAACUUGGGUCUGGUUCUCCAAGCUGAAGACGCAGGCCAGUCAAUUGCAGACGGACGAGUCGGUGAUGCGCUACGACUUGAAGGAAAAGCGUAAACUCCUCAACAGUCUCAAAGAACAGUUGGAAGUGUCUAAACAGCAGUGGGAACGUAUUCGCAAUCAAAACGACGCCAAUCAGGAAGAGUGGCAGUCCUUUCGGGACGAACUAGACGGUCGUAAAGUUGCCGGGGCCGCUUCGGUCGUACAAAACCAAGUAGAAGAAGAAGAAGAAGAAGAAAAGGAAGACGCCGCCGCCGCUAAAGAAAGGGAACCACCAGCUUUCGUUCCGCCCAUUGAUUUGGUGUCGGACAUUGUCCCCAAUCAAGUCGUUCACGACGAUGAUGAAUUACCAGUUCCGGAAUCAUCGGCUUCGGCAGACGGCCGGCGUGAGGAGCGUUUGCAGCUGAUGGAACAACAGUGUCGCUCUCUUUACGCCAAACUCGUAAAUUCCACCAGCCGGAAUGCGGCAUUGGUCAGCCGACUGGCUAAUCUCCACCAACACUAUUCCAUCAAAGAAGAGCAGCCGCCGUCAUCGCCAACUGCUUCGACAGCGCCGGAAAUGUUGGUCGAAACUGUGGCAGAUCAAGGGAAAGAUGCCGAGGAAGUGAUUCAAGAGAAAGAUCGCCAGUUGGCCGUCGUUCAAGAGGAACUGAAAGCCAUCAAAUUUGAUCAGGCCACUCGUCAGCUGGAAAAGGAAAAGGAAAAUCAGCAUUGGAAUUUUCUUCUACAGGCCUACCAACAGCAGGAGGAGCAACUCAAACUGGCACUCAGUCAACUGGCCGAAAAUGGCCAGUUGAUUGGGUCGUUGCAACUUCAGCUGAGCACGUUGACGGGUCGCAAUCAGGAGGAGCGCCAGUUAUUGGACAAUCAAUUCCGUCAAAUGCAAUUAUCGCUGAUGACUAGGAACGAAGAGUGCGAAGGUUUAGUCAACGAAAUUCGUUCCACGGUCGCCGAAAUGGAUCAAUUAAGGACAUUGUAUUUAGAGUUACAAGAGAAAUUUAAAUGUUGCCAAGAAGCCGAAUCACAGGCCAAGUCGGACAACCAAAUCUUGCGGGAAGAAUCUCUCAUGUUGCGUGACAAAAUAGUCCAGCUAAUCAAGGAAAAGGAUUGUCUGUGGCAACGCAGUGACCGACUUUUACACCUUCAACGGAUUCAAGCGACAGAUCAGUGGUUGGCCGAUGGAUCCAUCCGCGAUUGUCAGAGCUGUCAAUCUCGUUUCACCAUUUUCGUCCGUCGCCAUCAUUGCCGCCUCUGCGGUCGCAUCUUUUGUCACUCGUGUUCCGACUAUUGGCUCAAAAUCGCUUCCAGCGCUCGUCCCACGCGCACCUGUCACGAAUGUUUCGCCAUUCAUCGGCAAUUCAGUCAACCGGGCGCAACCGGCCAGCUGAGCGAACUCCCCGUGACCGACCCCUCGGAUGGUAAAGAUCUGACAACAGAACCAGUUGUCGUUCAAUCACAACAACAACAAUGUGAAGGUGGUUCAUUGGCCGAGCCCUGCGCUGGAUUCAGCGUCAUAAGCGACGACGAGAUUGUCCAGUCACUCAACGACUCGAGUCCAUACAGUAGCCCACGAAAUGGGCCCAUCAAUGAAAACAUCCGCACGGCUGCCGUCCGCAGCUUCAGUUCAUUGGUCCACGAUGAAUCCAACGAAACGAAUCCGUCGGAAGCCUUUGUCAGCGCCGGAAUGAUUUACAGGAUUCCCUUCCAGGUUGAACGGCCCGGUUGCGUCUUUCACUGGAAAUUCAAAACCGAUCCCAGGAGCAUCGCCUUCGCCAUUGUAGGAGCUGAAGAUGACAGCGAAAAUGACGAAUCCCUGACUCGCAUCAUCGUCGAGACGGCCCUACACAAGUCGGAAGAAGAUUUCGUCCAAGGACAGGCCGAGCUGCCUCUAUCCGGUCGCUACUACGUCUAUUUCGACAACAGCUAUUCGCGUUUCAAUACCAACAAAAUCACCUUCCAUCUGAGUCUGACAGCUCCCAGCUUCCCCAUUUGAUGGAUGGCAACUUCUUCUUCCCUGUCCUUAUUAUUUUUUUUAAAUCUCAAAAGAGUGCUCGGAUCCUCUCUAAUUUAUAAUUUUAUAAUAGUGGUCGCUCCUUGUGAAGGUGCUAAUCAAGCUGUUUCUCAAAAAAUAGACACGUUUUUAAAAGAAA